This is a messenger RNA of Lingula anatina, 1163 nucleotides long. Its product is annotated as ER membrane protein complex subunit 6. The record is from RefSeq and is a predicted model, not a curated record. NCBI's taxonomy places the organism in Eukaryota, Metazoa, Brachiopoda, Lingulata, Lingulida, Lingulidae. Gene Ontology annotation, cellular component: membrane; EMC complex; endoplasmic reticulum. Gene Ontology annotation, biological process: autophagosome assembly; protein folding in endoplasmic reticulum.
AUGAAUAGAUUCCAAUCUAUUCACUCCGCAUCUUAUAAAAAUGGCGACCACCAUGGCAGUGAAAACACCGAGACGGUCCACAAGAAAAGAACCAACAGCCUACAGUGAGGUGUCCAUGCGUCAGAAUGCAGCUGUUUUGGAUUACUGUAGAACAUCAAUGUCGGCGCUGUCAGGGUCUACUGCAGGGAUACUGGGACUGACUGGAUUGUUUGGAUUUAUUUUUUACUUUGUUACUGCAUUCAUUUUAUCAGUGAUGCUGUUGAUGAAGGCAGGAUCCCAGUGGCAUAGAUAUUUCAGAUCCAGAAUAGGGUUCUUUACAGGUGGAUUACUAGGAGGUUUAUUUACAUAUAUUUUGUUUUGGACAUUUUUGUAUGGAAUGGUGCACGUAUAGCAGGUAUUGGUCUGUGGAGGUCCUCCAGGAAAUACUGGAGUUGGAUUAUAUAAAAUGACAACUAAAUUUUAAAAAAUUGUAUGGUUGCCAUCACCAUAGUUUUUACAAUAUGAGAGAUGGAAGUUGUUCAUGUAAAUGGUUUCAAAAAUUCCCAGAGGUAUAUGGGAAUUGGGAGCAGUCUUGGCCAAGAACUUAAAUCUCCAAAGAUCUAGGAAUCUUUUGGGCUAAAGCAGAAACUGUGACCAGUAACCAGAACAAAUGCACAAAAUAUUAUGACCUCUAUUUUACUGGCAUUUGGCAUGGGAGCUGUGCUUUCAUCAUGGGUCUAAGAUGUGUUAGAGGUUGACUAGAUGUAAUUCAUCUCAGCAGAUGGUAUGCUUAUCACUAAGUGUACAUGUAUACAUGCACUUGGAGACUUUAAUGCGGAUUUUACAGGUGCUUGUUUGAUAAAGCGAAGAAUCUAAAGGGAAUUUUGAAGAAUCGUUGAGACAGGGAGGCAGCAUUUGCUUUCAGUAGGUAAACAAUGACAAAUAGACAGCAUUUAUAAAGGUAAAUGGAAACUUUGUUGCUGCAUAUUUUCAGUGUUAUCAAUUGUGUCAUUUUUAUGAAUAAGUAUAACAACAUUGUGAAUUAUAAAUGAACCAUCACAAGUUUUGAAUUAGCACAGGAAGUGCUGUUGAAUGCAUCAUAUUUAUUGUACAUGAUCUAUGGAGGAAUUAUUAUACAUAUUUAUUACAGUACAGUGAAGAGAAAUCUUUUGAAUCUUAAAGAA